This is a messenger RNA of Helianthus annuus (common sunflower), 1470 nucleotides long. Its product is annotated as casein kinase II subunit beta-1. The transcript is spliced from 5 exons. Gene Ontology annotation, cellular component: cytoplasm; protein kinase CK2 complex. Lineage: Eukaryota; Viridiplantae; Streptophyta; Magnoliopsida; Asterales; Asteraceae. The coding region runs from base 248 to 1060 and encodes 270 amino acids. The record is from RefSeq and is a predicted model, not a curated record. Gene Ontology annotation, molecular function: protein kinase regulator activity.
AUAAAUCCCCAAUCUUGUUGUUCCCGCCGAUACAAUAUAUUAUUCCCCCAAACUUCACCGGCACCACCGGUCGUUCGGUCGUUCUAUCUUUUUCUCACAUUUGUUCCACUCUAACCCAUCCCCGAAACAAACAAACCCAUUUCUCUAUUAUUAAUAUUAAUAAUUAAUAAUAAUAAUAACACUCUCUCCCCUGCAGAAGAAGAAAACCCUAAUCUUUAUUCUCAUCACUCAAAUUAGGGUUUCAAACAUGUACAGGGAGAGAGGUGGAGGAGGAUCCAAGGCUAAAAUGGAGCGAUCUUCAACCGCUACAAGCUCCAGAGCUGGCUUCAAUUUCAACGGCAAAGAUUCUACUAAUAAAGAUUCUGCAAACUCCAAGAUUUCUAGGGCUUCUUUUCCCAAUAAGAAACUCUCUAAAGGAGAGGAGAACGUAGUAGAGGAAUCUGAGACAGAUAGUGAGGAAUCCGAUGUUAGCGGGUCUGAUGGAGAAGACACGUCUUGGAUAUCAUGGUUUUGCAAUCUGCGUGGGAAUGAGUUUUUCUGUGAAGUUGAUGAGAAUUACAUCCAAGAUGACUUUAAUCUAUGUGGUUUGAGCAGUCAAGUUCCUUAUUAUGAAUACGCUCUUGAUUUGAUCCUGGACGUUGAGUCCUCUCAUGGUGAUAUGUUUUCAGAAGAACAAAAUGAAAUAAUCGAAUCAGCAGCGGAGAUGCUUUAUGGUCUUAUUCACGUACGAUACAUCUUAACAACCAAAGGAUUGGCUGCCAUGCUCGAGAAAUACAAGAAUGCAGAAUUUGGCAGAUGCCCAAGAGUUUACUGCUGUGGUCAACCCUGUCUUCCUGUCGGUCAAUCAGACGUGUCUCGGCAAAGCAAUGUAAAAAUUUUCUGUCCAAAAUGCGAAGAUAUCUAUACUCCUCAAUCUCGGUUUCAAGACAACCUUGAUGGAGCUUAUUUCGGGUCAACAUUUCCUCACUUGUUUCUGAUGACAUACGGGCACCUGAAACCGCAAAAGACGUCACAAGAUUACAUUCCGAGGGUCUUCGGCUUCAAGGUCCACAAGCCAUAACUUCAACGCCCGAAUCCAAAGAUGAGCUUCUGGGCUCGUUUCUCCGCACCGCCUGCUAUUGGGUUACAUCUUCAGCCCGUUUUGCUAGUAACAUUCGCAAGAUACGGAAAUUAAUCAAGAAAUAUAACUUAAGUUCAAAGGCGUGAAAAGAAAUCGCGUCGCAACCUUAGGAUCCUUCAUAUAUGUUUAUGUUGAAAACACCUAAUUAGAAGAAAAAAAAAAAAAGGUUUAAAAAAAAGUUGUGUAAGUGUGUUUUGCUACUUGUUUUCAUCAUCUUCUUUUGAGUACUGAUUUUGUAAGUCAGGAAUGUUUUUUUUUUAAUUCUAGAAUGCAUUGAACUUUGACUACUUGGUGAAGAACUAAAGGUAUGUAUGCAUCUGCAGUUCAUGUUAAAAUCAUUUCAUGAUACA